UCCCGCUGACGACAAGACAAGGGGCAGGAAAGAGAGGGCACCCGAGCUGCCCCUCCAAAAUGGGAGGUCGGUUCCUGCUGACGGUCGCCCUCCUCUCAGUGCUGCUGAGCCGCUGCCAGGUCGGCUGCUCCGGGGUCUUCGAGCUGAAACUACAGGAGUUUGUCAAUAAGAAGGGGGUGCUCAGCAACCGCAAUUGCUGCCGCGGGGGCGGCCCCGGAGGCGGGGGACUACAGCAAUGCGACUGCAAGACCUUCUUCCGAGUCUGCCUCAAGCACUACCAGGCCAGCGUCUCCCCCGAGCCGCCCUGCACCUACGGCAGCGCCAUCACCCCUGUCCUCGGGGCCAACUCCUUCAGCGUCCCCGACGGCGCGGGUGGUGCCGACCCCGCCUUCAGCAACCCCAUCCGCUUCCCCUUCGGCUUCACCUGGCCCGGCACCUUCUCGCUCAUCAUUGAGGCUCUGCAUACAGAUUCUCCUGACGACCUCACCACAGAAAACCCCGAGCGCCUCAUCAGCCGCCUGGCCACCCAGAGGCACUUGGCUGUGGGGGAAGAGUGGUCCCAGGACCUGCACAGCAGCGGCCGCACGGACCUCAAGUAUUCCUAUCGCUUCGUCUGUGAUGAGCACUACUAUGGAGAAGGCUGUUCCGUCUUCUGCCGCCCCCGGGACGAUGCCUUUGGCCACUUCACUUGUGGAGAACGUGGAGAGAAAGUUUGCAACCCAGGCUGGAAAGGGCAGUACUGCACUGAGCCAAUCUGUUUGCCCGGAUGUGAUGAGCAACACGGCUUUUGUGACAAACCUGGGGAAUGCAAGUGCAGAGUGGGUUGGCAGGGCCGAUAUUGUGAUGAGUGCAUCCGAUACCCAGGCUGCCUUCAUGGUACCUGUCAGCAGCCAUGGCAGUGCAACUGCCAGGAAGGUUGGGGUGGCCUUUUCUGCAACCAGGACCUGAACUACUGCACCCACCACAAGCCCUGCAAGAAUGGUGCCACAUGCACCAACACUGGCCAGGGGAGCUACACUUGUUCCUGCCGACCCGGGUACACAGGCUCCAACUGUGAGAUUGAAAUCAACGAAUGUGAUGCCAACCCUUGCAAGAAUGGUGGAAGCUGCACUGAUCUGGAGAACAGCUACUCCUGUACCUGUCCCCCGGGCUUUUAUGGGAAAAACUGUGAGCUGAGUGCCAUGACUUGUGCUGAUGGGCCUUGCUUCAAUGGUGGGAGAUGCACUGACAACCCUGAUGGGGGCUACAGCUGCCGCUGCCCCCUGGGCUAUUCCGGGUUCAACUGCGAGAAGAAAAUCGAUUAUUGCAGCUCCAGCCCUUGUGCAAAUGGAGCCCAAUGUGUCGACCUGGGGAACUCCUACAUCUGCCAGUGCCAGGCCGGCUUCACCGGGAGACACUGCGACGACAACGUGGACGACUGUGCCUCCUUCCCCUGUGUCAAUGGAGGGACCUGCCAGGAUGGGGUCAAUGACUACUCCUGCACCUGUCCCCCAGGAUACAACGGGAAGAACUGCAGCACCCCGGUCAGCAGAUGCGAGCACAACCCCUGCCACAACGGGGCCACCUGCCACGAGAGGAACAACCGCUACGUCUGCGAGUGUGCCCGGGGCUAUGGGGGGCUCAACUGCCAGUUCCUGCUCCCCGAGCCCCCCCAGGGACCUCUCAUCGUGGACUUCACUGAGAAGUACACGGAUGGGCAGAAUUCCCAGUUCCCCUGGAUCGCUGUCUGUGCCGGGAUCAUCCUGGUCCUCAUGCUGCUCCUGGGCUGCGCCGCUGUCGUCGUCUGCGUCCGGCUCCGGGUGCAGAAGAGGCACCCCCAGCCCGACGCCUGCAGGAGUGAGACUGAGACCAUGAACAACCUGGCCAACUGCCAGCGUGAGAAGGACAUUUCCAUAAGUGUCAUUGGGGCCACCCAGAUUAAAAACACCAACAAGAAAGUGGACUUUCACAGCGAUAACUCGGAUAAAAACGGCUACAAGGCCAGGUACCCAUCUGUGGAUUACAAUUUGGUGCACGAACUCAAGAACGAGGACUCUGUCAAAGAGGAGCAUGGCAAAUGUGAAGCCAAAUGUGAAACGUACGAUUCAGAGGCAGAAGAGAAAAGUGCAGGACAACUCAAGAGUGAUACUUCUGAAAGAAAACGACCUGAUUCAGUAUAUUCCACUUCAAAGGACACGAAGUACCAGUCGGUGUAUGUCAUAUCAGAAGAGAAAGAUGAGUGCAUCAUAGCAACUGAGGUGUAAACCAGAGGUGAUGUGGCAAGGUGGUUGUUGAGAAGAAUUCCAGAGGAGAGGUGCCCCA
This is a messenger RNA of Calypte anna (Anna's hummingbird), 2301 nucleotides long. RefSeq names its product delta like canonical Notch ligand 1 (gene DLL1). Gene Ontology annotation, biological process: Notch signaling pathway; cell communication; multicellular organism development. NCBI's taxonomy places the organism in Eukaryota, Metazoa, Chordata, Aves, Apodiformes, Trochilidae. Gene Ontology annotation, cellular component: membrane. The record is from RefSeq and is a predicted model, not a curated record. The transcript is spliced from 11 exons. Gene Ontology annotation, molecular function: calcium ion binding. Bases 60 to 2243 code for a protein of 727 amino acids.